AGAUAAAGACACGUAUGGUAACAUGCGCGGAAUUAUCGAAUUCAUUUAUGUAAUCCACGUUGAUAGAAACGGAAGUUGGAAAGAAAAAAACAUGAAUUUUUAAUGUUUAUUUACGAAAUAGUAUUUGAUGUUUCAGAUUAAGGAAAUAAGAAUUACAAAGCAAAAUAAUAAUUAAAUUUUAUAAAACAAGAUUUCGUAAUUAAUUGCCAAUGUCUCAUAAGAAGUGAAUUCAAUAUGGAAAAUGAAGUCAGAAAAAGAAGAUCCGAUGAUGUUCCGGAGACUUCUUCUACGUAUUUAAUCGCUCGGGAUGAAAACGAAACCGACAUGGACGAUUGGUCAGCAGGAGAUAGACAGAAUAUCAUUCUGUUACUCAUUCUUUAUGUGCUGCAGGGUAUUCCAUUGGGUCUUGGUGGAAGUAUUCCUCUGGUACUCCAGAACAGAAAUAUAAGCUAUAAAGAACAGGCCAUGUUCAGCUUUGCACACUGGCCGUUUAGUAUAAAGCUUAUCUGGGCGCCCGUCGUCGACAGCCAGUUCUGCACCAGUUUUGGUAGACGGAAAUCGUGGCUGAUCCCUACCCAGUAUUUAAUUGGCUUGUUUAUGCUGGUGCUUUCGGGUUUCGUUCCCUCUUUGUUGGGUGGAGAGUCCGAGGAAGAGCGUCCCAACGUCUUUCUGCUGACGUUGAUAUUCUUUCUGUUAAAUUUUCUUGCAGCCACUCAGGAUGUUGCCGUGGACGGAUGGGCGCUCACCAUGUUGUCGAGGCGUAAUGUUGGAUAUGCCUCUACAUGCAAUUCUGUAGGUCAGACGGCUGGAUAUUUCUUGGGAAAUGUAGUGUUCUUGGCUCUAGAAUCAAAAGAUUUCUGCAACACUUAUUUGAGAAUGGUACCAAAAGAAGAAGGGCUUGUUACAUUAUCUGGGUUUUUAAGCUUCUGGGGUGUCGUAUUUUUGAUUACGACAACUCUGAUUAUGGUUUUUAAAAAAGAACGAGAAACAAGAAGAAUCGAGGAGCACAACAAUUUGAAUUUGAAAGAAGCUUAUGUCAUGCUGUAUCGAGUUCUUUGUUUACCAAGUGUACUCACUCUUGGUGCUUUGCUUCUGACUUGUAAGAUUGGUUUUUCAGCCACUGAUGCAGUCACAGGAUUAAAAUUGAUUGAAGCAGGAGUUGCCAGAGAGAAUUUGGCACUUCUUGCCAUCCCAAUGGUUCCUCUUCAAAUAUUGCUGCCACUCUUGAUUAGUAGAUAUACAGUGGGACCAAGACCUUUAGAUGUAUUUUUGAAAGCUUAUCCAUACAGGUUGAUGUUUGGAGUAUUGUUAUCUUUUCUUGUCUAUUGGACUCAUUUAGUAAGAUUGGAUAAUGGAUCCUUUCCAUUUUAUUAUUACAUUGUCAUUUUACUUGGAUAUGCUAUUCAUCAGAUAACAAUUUAUAGUAUCUUUGUUGCUCUGAUGGCAUUUUUUGCCAUGAUAAGUGACCCAGCCAUGGGUGGAACAUACAUGACACUUCUCAAUACAGUGUCCAACUUGGGAGGAAAUUGGCCUUCAACUGUAGCUUUGUGGUUUGUUGAUCCUCUUACAUUUAAAGAGUGUAAGAAGAUAGUGAUUCCCUGUGUUACCAACUCUACAUUAGAUAAUUGCCAUGAGAUGACAAAAGAAGAAUGCAUAACUAUAUUGGACGGGUAUUAUGUAGAAUGUGUUGUAUGCCUGAUUAUAGGACUCAUUUGGUUAUAUUACUGCAAGAGAAAGAUUACUCAUCUUCAACUCCUUCCUCCUUCUGCCUGGAAAUGUUAAUUAAAAUGUUGACUGUGAUAUGUUUUAUAAAAGUAUGUUGUUUGUUUAAAAUAUCCAGUAAAAUAAAUUUAUUUUAUUAGACAUUCCAGACAUAACUCAGUCAAUGUGGUGAUAUGUAAACAAAAGGAGAUGAUUCAAAAUGAUGAUAACAAUUUUUGUAUGUAAAAACUAAUUUAUUCAAAUGAAACAACUUGAAGUUAAGUUUUGUUCAUUUUAAAUUUAUUAUUAUGUUCUUAAAUGCAAAUUAUUUAAAAAUAUAUAUUAUAAAGUGCCUAGGACUAACGGUGCACAUUAUCUUUAUAAAUUAUGUAACUAAGCAUCUCAGUUACAUAAAAAGGAUCAAAUAAAAAUAAAAAUGAUUUUUAAAUUAUAAAAUUUAAUAUUAAACAAAUAUUAAUUUCUAAUAUUUACAUUAUUGUAAUUAUAAAAUAAUUUUAAUUUUUUGCAUAAUUUGCACCAUAAUCAAGAAUCUUUCUGAUGUUUAUCUGUUUUUGUAGCAAGAUCUUAAUUAUAUUUAAAAAUAAAUAAAUAAAUAAAAUUAUAUAUUUUUAAUUUGUUUAUUGAUAGUGUUUAUGUAUCAGUUAACAAUGCUCACUACCAUGCAGUUUUAUAUUAUUAUGUUGUGAAUGUCAUGCUCAGCUGAUACUGGUGCCAAGUGCUAUGCAAGACUAAAGACAUAGCUACCCAAACAAGUGUAAAAUUUAAGCUGUAUUAUUGAUGUAUAUGUCAACGUCUAGAAACUUUCUCACAAUAUGACAUGUUUCCAAUAUUGCAGCUUUCUGUAGUGCCAUGUAUAUGUUGUUAUUAAGAGGUUUAAUGUUUCUAGACUUUUGUAUAGUGUAUGUGGUAUGACACCAGUAGAAAAGAGACAAACAGGUACAAUAAAUACCUUAUCUAUCCUCCACAUCCAUCUUAUUUCUUGAGUGAGUGGAGUUUACUUGUUGAUUUUUUCAAUCUGGGCAUUUUUUAUGCUAUGAUGUUUGGAACAGAGAUGUCUAUUAUAUAAGUGAUCUUACUGCAUUUAUCAAUGAGUGUGAUAUCAGGUCUAUUGUGAUGGAUUGUUUUAUCUGUGAUUAUGGCUCUGUUGUUGUAUAUUUUGUGUGUGUCAUUUUCUAAUACUGCUUGUGGAGUAUAUUUAUAGUUUGAUACCUGGUUGUUUAAUAAUCUGUGCUGUGCAGGCUGUUGGUGUAUUAUAUUUACUAC
This is a messenger RNA of Centruroides sculpturatus (bark scorpion), 2985 nucleotides long. RefSeq names its product acetyl-coenzyme A transporter 1-like. Gene Ontology annotation, cellular component: membrane. Lineage: Eukaryota; Metazoa; Arthropoda; Arachnida; Scorpiones; Buthidae. Bases 235 to 1782 code for a protein of 515 amino acids. The transcript has 8 exons. Gene Ontology annotation, molecular function: acetyl-CoA transmembrane transporter activity. The record is from RefSeq and is a predicted model, not a curated record.